Scaptodrosophila lebanonensis is the source of this 2801-nucleotide messenger RNA. Its product is annotated as probable basic-leucine zipper transcription factor R. The coding region runs from base 55 to 2754 and encodes 899 amino acids. The transcript has a single exon. The record is from RefSeq and is a predicted model, not a curated record. Lineage: Eukaryota; Metazoa; Arthropoda; Insecta; Diptera; Drosophilidae.
UUAAAAACCUGUUUUUUUUUCUUUCGGAUCACAAGAGAAGUGUCAGUGCCAAAAAUGCCGAAGAUGGCACCCAAAAGUGGUGCGAAGUCUUCCGGCGUAAUUGGAACCGAAGAGCAGAAUGGAAAGCGGAGCUUCGUAGUCACCUUAAACAAGGAUGGCCAGCUCGAAAUUAACUCCAAGGCGCAAGUCACUCCAAAGAAACGCAUAUGCUCUGGAUCCUGCACCAGAAGACGCUCGAAAAAGUCAUCAUUAGGCCAAGGCGAGAGCCAGAAUAAUAUUGCUAAUGGGAAGAAUGGAUCGGAAAAAAUGGAGCAAAGAAAAUGUCAAGGUUCGGAGGCGCUACAUCGAUUUAUAAAAAUCUACAACAAGCACCAUAAGCGUCGCAUUGAGGCCAAGCCAUCGUUCGUGGUUAUCGAGGAUGCCGCAGAGCGCAAGCGCAUCGAGCAGACUCUAUAUAAGGGACAAAGGGACAGCACCGCAUCGCGCUUCGGCAUGUGCGAUAACAUGGCCUGCCAAACCGAUGACUAUCUGCUGCAAUGCGUCAACGCGAACUCACCCCACAUGAAUCACUUCACCUCGCCUUGGAUGUUAGCGGAGCACAAGAAGCACGUCGCCAACAUGCAGCUCUUGCGUCGCAUGUCACAUAUUCGGGCCAAGCAAAUGGCGGCCAACUCCCACUAUUCAAUGCAGCCGAUGAUGAAUGUCGAGAAUCUGCGGCACAUUAUUCCCCAACAGUUUAUAGCGUCGCGUUCUGGCUCCACAGCCGGACGCUUCGGUCGACGCAAGCCGGCCGGAUCGGCUCAGACCAAUGUCUGCUCCAUGAUGAUGGGAGCCGUAAAUCCCGUUGAGCGCGGAAACAACACAUGUCCGAACAAUGCCAAUGGUAAUGGUAAUGGUAAUGGCAAUACUAACGAACAGAAUCAGUGUGAAUUGGGUUUGAAUCCCACCUGCCAGCCACAUUGUUCACGAAUGUGUUGUCAUUGUCCCCUGAUGACAGCCAAUAAGCGAAUGCAGCUGCAACAACAACUGCAACAACAGCUGCAGCAGCAGCAACAGCUCCAACAGAAGAUCCAGCAAAAACUCCAGUGUAUCUAUCAGCAAAAACAGCAGAUGGCCACCAACAAUAGCACUACGGAAUCCCCAGAUCUAGCCCAGCAGCGGUCUGUGACACUAACGCCUGUACAGAGCACAGUGCCACAAAGCUGGCUGCAGCUGGCAAACAAUAGCAACGGGACUCCAGCAGCAACACCGGCACCAGCGGCAGCAGCGGAAGCAGAAGGAGCGGCCAAAACGUCUGUGUCGUCCGCUCAUUCGGGUAAUAGCAAUGAUUUGAAUAAUCCACAUCAAAUCUGUCACCAAUCCCAAAAAAAUGCAAUGUCCACUGUUACGGAUUUGCAGGCGCAACAACAUCAGCAACAAACACAAGAGCAGCAGCAACAGCAGAAACAACAACAUCAGCAACAUCAGCAACAAGCAGCUGCUGCAUGCAGCUAUCAGAGCUGCAUGAACAGCUGCUGCUUACUCAAGUCAGCCAUGCAACAACAAGCGCAGCAACUGAAAGUGCAACAGCAAGCACAGCAACAGCAGCAGCAGCAGCAGUCGCAACAACAGCAACAGGCAGCUGUUGCAUGCAGUAAUCAUACCUGCAUAAACAGAUGCUGCUUUCUCAAGUCAGCCAUGCAGCAACAGCAACAACAAGCGCAGCAGCAACAAGCGCAGCAGCAGCAAGUGCAGCAACAAGCGCAACAGAAAGUGCAGCAACAACAGCCGCAACAACAGCAACAAGCAGCUGUUGCAUGCAGCAAUCAUAGCUGCAUAAACAGCUGCUGCUUGCUCAAGUCAGCCAUGCAGCAACAGCAACAACAAGCGCAGCAGCAGCAGCAAAUGCAGCAGCAACAACAGCAGCAGCAGCAGCAGCAACAGACACAACAAGAGCAACAACAGCAACAGCAGCAACAACAACACUACCCAACAGCAAAUCGCAGUGCCUACUACCCAACAAUAAAUAUGGCCAAUCACUACAGUCAACACUUGUUGCCACAGUCAUCAACGCAGCAACAGCAAGGGUGUCCAGCCGGUUACAUGCACGGCUCAAUGUCGAUGCAUCCCAUGGGCUUGCCGCGCGGCCACAGCAUGCAUCAGUGCCUCUACUAUCCGGUCUCAUCACUGAACAUGCCCUAUGGCCCAUCGCAAUGCCCAUGUCGCAUGCAUUCACAUCACCCCCAUCUUUCGCACCACGGCCUCUACUACAAUGUGCCACAACAACAGCAACAUGGUUACUAUGCAGCCGGCAAUCUACGGCGCGGCUAUCCGACCAUUCGCUUAAAACACAAGACCACUGAGGAGCUGCAGACAGCUGUCAAGACAAGUGGCAGCCUCAAGAAGCUGAGUGAUACCGAUCAGGAUGACGGUAGCCCAGCGACUAACACUGAGAUUGGGGCAACUGCAUCCCUGCUGACUGUGAAACGUUUGGCCUUGCCGGCGCCCAAAGAGAGCAACGAGCUGGGGACUCUAAUGGCAAAGGAACAACGCUCAACCGCCGGCUGUGCGCAUUACAAGGCCACUCAUGCCGCCUCCCACAUCAAUGCCAAUGCUCUGUAUAUGGCACGCUUCGGACGCAGCUGCUUGCUAUUGCUACCAACAGCUCCCACGCUCAUGCCGCGAUUGCUGACCAAGCGGAUCAGUCGUUAUACAUCUGUGAUGGCUUGGCCCAACAAUGACCUGAAAGUGAGAAACCCCUAUUCUGUUUUGUAAAGACCUCUUUGACACAACACUCUGAAUAAACAUCGAGUAGAUCCGAA